AUGGCUCGCCACCAUCUACUCACCCAGCCACUCUGCCCCAACCCUUCAUACCCAACCUCCCCGCAUUCCUCACUCGGCGCUGCCAUGGGCUCGCAAGUGACUCUCUUCAUUGCGCCGGCCUCGCGGGCCGGCAUCGUGUGGUUCGCUGCACACUUCCUUAUCACGCUCAUUUCCACAACCCAGGUAGUAGCAUACAUCAUCCGCUUCCGGCAGGUGUUCCCGUUCCAGGAGAACUUCCCACUCUCGUACCUCACCUAUGCUUUGCUGGAGUGCUACCUCCUCAAAGUCGCUACUGCCAUCUACCAGCGGCGCUGGCACGCAGACUGUCUCAGCACGUUGAAGAAUGUAACCGCUCUCGCCAUCGGUUCCGUCGCGACGUUGGCUCUCGUGACAUUCCAUCCGAUCGUGUACUACGGGCCCAGGCCCGUUACGCGCGACUACAAUGGUACAUCCAUCACAUUCAACGAGUAUGACGUCCAUUACGUCUCCGUGUACCUCAACCGCGCGCUCUCUGCCCUUCUCGCGCUCACGGCCCUAUACACUUACACAUACGUUGUCACACGUCCUGGGUCCCCUGCCUGGGACAAGAGCAUGUACGCCCUCGCGUCCCCCGACGAGGACCAAGUCGAGGUGCGCCGCCGAGGCGUCCCCUCGCGCCUGAUCACAUUGGGGAUCCAGGCGAUGCACCUGGGCAUCUUCCUCAUCUCGUUGCGCUUUGCGUGGGCGUUCCUCCGCGAGGGCCCGAGACACGUCCCACAGGCCCUGCAUCAGCUGGUCACCGAGCCCGAUGCGCGUCGCGCUCUUGGCGAAUACACUGUCGAGUUCAUUGUUGGCAUGUUCACCGUCUCGUGUCUAUGGACAUUGUGCACCGUCGUCUUUGUGGGCAUCAGCGUCCUCGUCCUCGUAUACGCCCACGCCGUCAGCAGGCGGCGUUAUGACCACGCGCUCCUCAAGAACAAGGUGCACAUCCCCCUGGUCCUGCUAGGUAUUAUCCCGGCGUGGUUCAUUGGCGACUGGCCUUUUGACUGGAGGACCGGGCACACUCUCGACGACUCUGAUCGCUGGAACAAGAGCGUGUACAGCUUGUGUAUCGAAUCGCCCCUCCUUCCCACUGAGGAGAACGAGAAGGCCGGGCAGGAGUCAUAA
This is a messenger RNA of Cutaneotrichosporon cavernicola, 1146 nucleotides long. RefSeq lists its product as uncharacterized. The transcript has 6 exons. The coding region runs from base 1 to 1146 and encodes 381 amino acids. The record is from RefSeq and is a predicted model, not a curated record. NCBI's taxonomy places the organism in Eukaryota, Fungi, Basidiomycota, Tremellomycetes, Trichosporonales, Trichosporonaceae.